AAUAUACAUAGUAACGUGGACGAACAAUUUUAUAUAACUAAAAGCUGAUCACCGCUUAAAUUUUAUUUACACGUACACAUUAACCAGUGUUUUUUUUUAACCAGAAGGGCAUACUUUACUAAGUAAAAAAGACACAAUGAUGAAAGAAGACGUGCAAACCACAGCGCGUCACUCAAAGGACGUGUUACAUCCCCAUCUCCAGCAAAACAAUGCACAUCUGUUGAAAGAUGUCACUGAAUAUUAGCUAAACACACGUGGUCUCAUGGUCAUUUACAUAUUUCUUCGCGCUUGAUAUGGAGGAUUAUUAUUCCCUGCUAGGCAAAUUCUGAAUUUGUGGUACAUGAUCGCAGACUUCCCGUCGGAGAAGCAGCAGUCAGUCCAGUACAACAUGAAGCUUAAUCGACGUCCACUGUUGCUGCUGCUGCUACUCUCAUUUUGCCUUUCGAUCGACCCUCUUGUCAACAACAAACGCAGAAAAACGGACAAUAACGAGAAAAAGAAGGGUCAAGGCAUAGAAUCAGUGACGACCAUAAACAGACCAGCGGAUCCCGUAAAUUCAGUGACUACUCUGGGGACAGGAGAGCGGGCGCUGGAGGAAGACUUCGAGCGUAGUAUAAACGACAUGGUGCAGCAGUUGCGAAACAACAGCGAACUGUCCGGGAAUAAGUGUGAAAUCAGCCUGCGGAUCUGGGUAUCAAAUCGUAGGAGUCUGUCACCCUGGUCUUACAGGGUCAAUCAUGAUGAAAAACGAAUCCCAGUUGACAUUCCAGAAGCUCACUGUCUAUGUUCAGGAUGCAUUAACCCUUUCACAAUGCAAGAAGAUCGGACCAUGACAAGCGUGCCCAUUUACACCAAAAUCCCAGUUAAAAGAAUUUUGUGCAGCCGCGUUAGUACUGGUAAAAAGCAAAGAAAAAGAAAGAAGAACUGCAUGGAGGAAUAUAAAGCUGUAAUGGAAAGCAUUGCUGUUGGCUGUACGUGUAUCUUCUAAGCUCCUUUUGGUGCUUUCCUUGUGAAUGUGGUUGUCCUGUUAAAUUAUCUUGAACUCUUUUAACAAACCACUCUGCCUUCACAUGAGCUUUUACCAUUCUCUUAAAGCACAGGGCAGAGUAGAGAAAAAUGACUAUUAAAACAGGAGGUGUUCAUUUUUUUUCUUUAUCCCUUUAAUUAACUAAAAUAUAUUGAGAAAACCUCACACGUUCAAGAUAUGAAUAACCUGUGUAUAGUGCAGGACCUGUGUAAGCAUUUAAUUCUUGUUGGAAAGGCUACAAUGAAAUGGUACAUCAUCAUUUUUAUUUUCCCCAAAAUAUGUUUCUUUUAACUGGGGGCACCUAUUCUUCUUCACUUUGUCAGUUCUACUACUUACCUCCAGUAGUAACUUAAUAGUGGAACUUCUGGAUAUAAAGAAAGGGGAGAUUACCAAGUUCUGUACAUUGAUACCAAAUACUGGAUUAUGCAGUAUAAACACCUUCAUUAAAGCAAAAUAUAAUUAGAAAAAUUGUUUAAAAUUAAAAGCCCGAAUUUUGGAAGAAUCAAUUUAAAGCAUUCUUAUUA
Molecule: messenger RNA, 1551 nt
Organism: Erpetoichthys calabaricus (reedfish)
Lineage: Eukaryota; Metazoa; Chordata; Cladistia; Polypteriformes; Polypteridae
Product: interleukin-17B-like
Exons: 3
Coding region: 341-988 (215 amino acids)
Biological process (GO): inflammatory response
Cellular component (GO): extracellular region
Molecular function (GO): cytokine activity
Source: RefSeq, a predicted model, not a curated record